GCGGGAUGUGCGCGCGGAGCUCCCGGCGCCUCUCCCGCGCGGGACGGAGCCGCGGGAGCGACGCUGGAGGGGUGAAGCCUCCGUCUGGCCGUCCGCAUGGAGCUGAGCAGCGCGGAAGGGGCGUCCACCCGAUUCCUCGGCCUCACUCAGCGCUCUGUCUCUGAAGAUCUGGGUUGCAGACGUGGAGAGUUUAGCAGAAAGCAUUAUGGAUCUGUGGAGCUUCUUAUAUCUAGUGAUGCUGAUGGAGCCAUUCAAAGAGCUGGACGAUUCCGUGUGGAAAAUGGCUCCUCUGGUGAGAAUACAGACUCCACUCCGGGUACGUGGCACAGAACGGAUGUGCAUUUGGAAAACCCAGAGUAUCAUACGAGAUGGUACUUCAAAUAUUUUUUAGGGAAAGUUCAUCAGAAUUAUAUAGGUACAGAUGCAGAGAAGAACCCUUUCUUUCUGUCUGUUGUAUUGUCUGACCAAAAUAAUCAGCGCAUUCCUCAAUACCAUUCGAUACUUUGGAGAAAAACAGGUACUCAGAAAAUAUGUCUCCCUUACAGUCCCACAAAAACAUUAUCAGUGAAAUCUAUAUUAAGUGCUAUGAGUCUUGAUAAAUUUGAGAAGAGCCCAAGGGAAAUUUUUCAUCCUGAGAUACAAAAGGAUUUAUUGGUUCUUGAAGAGCAAGAGGGCUCUGUGAAUUUUAAAUUUGGAGUCCUUUAUGCUAAGGAUGGUCAGCUUACAGAUGAUGAAAUGUUCAGUAAUGAAACCGGAAGUGAAAGCUUUCAACGAUUUUUGCAUCUCUUGGGUGACACGAUUACUUUGAAAGGCUGGUCAGGCUACAGAGGAGGACUGGACACUAAAAAUGAUACAACAGGAACCUGUUCCAUCUAUACAGUUUUUCAAGGGCAUGAAAUUAUGUUCCAUGUUUCAACCAUGCUGCCGUAUUCUAGAGAGAACAAGCAGCAGGUAGAAAGGAAGCGACAUAUUGGAAAUGACAUUGUCACUAUCGUAUUUCAGGAAGGUGAAGAGUCUUCUCCAGUGUUCAAGCCAUCCAUGAUUCGCUCUCAUUUUACACAUAUUUUUGCUUUAGUGAGAUAUAAUAAGCAGAAUGAUAGCUACAGGCUGAAAAUAUUUUCAGAAGAAAGUGUUCCUCUCUUUGGACCUCCCCUUCCGUCCCCACCUGUGUUUACAAAUCACCAGGAAUUCAGGGAUUUUGUGUUGGUGAAAUUAAUAAAUGGUGAAAAAGCCACCUUGGAAACACCAACAUUUUCUCAGAAACGUCAACGCACUCUAGACAUGCUGAUCCGCUCUUUAUACCAAGACAUGAUGCCUGACCUACACAAGGUAAAUAACGUGCUCAAUAGAAGAUCCUUCAGUGAUGUAUUACCAGAGUCCCCAAAAUCAACACGGAAGAAAGAGGAAGCUCGACAAGCAGAGUUUGUUCGGCUUGGUCAGGCAUUGAAAUUGAAAACUACUGUGAAAGGGGAUACCACAGCUAACUUGGCAACCACAAGCUUUUGUAAAAAGGAGCCUUGGGAAUCUCAGUCUUUCUGCAGUAAUUUUCCUCAUGAGGUUGUCUGUGCAGAUUCUUGGGGCCAGUCCUUGCUGGUUUCUACAGAUGCUGGCAUCUUGUUAAUAGAUGAUGGUCAACCGUCAGUGCAAGUAUUUGAUAAAACUCUCCAAAUAAAGCAGAUGAAUGUGUUGGAAGCUCUGGAUCUUUUGAUUGCCCGAACAGACAAAGGGAAAGAAUCUCGUAUCCUUGUCUUCAGACUCAGUGCUGUCCAAAAAGAUAUAGAGACAAAAAAAGUGAUAAGAAGCAAAUACGACUGCAGAGAAAAUAAACUGGAGAGAACAAAAGGCUGCCAUUUAUACGCCAUUAAUACUCACCAUGGAAGUGAACUGAGGAUUGUUGUGGCUAUUCGGAACAAACUGCUUCUUGUCACAAAGAAAUACAAUUCACGCAACACUUUAACCAGCACCUCUCUGCUGUCAUCUCCUGAGUCUCCAGUAGAGGAGUUCCAGUACAUCCGGGAAAUAUGCCUUUCUGACCCUCCAGUGGUUAUGACGCUGGUGGAUGGACCUACUGGAGACAGUGACAACAUGAUCUGCGUAGCAUAUCGGCAUCAGUUUGAUUUAGUCAAUGAGAGUACAGGGGAGUCCUAUAGAUUGCAUCACGUUGAAACAAACAGGGUUAAUUUUGUUGCAGCUAUUGAUGUAUAUGAAGAUGGUGAAGCUGGUCUACUGUUGUGUUAUAACUAUAUUUGUCAAUACAGAAAGAUAUAUCCUUUCAGUGGAGGUUCUCCGCUGGUCCAGCCAUCAGCUUAUGACUUCCACUUCAGCUGGAAUCAAGUUCCUUAUGCUGUUGUCUGUGCUUUCCCUUAUGUUCUUGCCUUCACUACUGAUUCCAUUGAGAUCCGAUUAGUGGUGAAUGGGAACUUGGUCCAUACAGCAGUUGUGCCUGAGCUUCAACUUGUAGCAUCAAGGUCAGAUAUUUAUUUUAAAGCUACCGCUGCAGUAAGUGGACCAUCUGACAGCUCUAAGGAAAUGGGUUCAAAGAGUUCUCCUCAAACACCAACAGCUUACGAAAAGCCAGAAUUUCCUCUUCCUUCUCUAGAAGGUGAAGUUCCAUGCAAAAACCUGUACAAAAUACCUCUCAGCAAUCUGGUUGGGCGAAGCAUCGAACGACCUCUGAAGUCACCUUUGGCUCCCAAGGUCAUCACUACUACAACAUCGAGUGGCAUUACCUCUCUUCCAGUUAUGCACUCGCUAUCUUUAUCUCGUAUGGAAAUUAAAGAAAUUGCAAGCAGAACACGUAAAGAAUUGCUGGGCCUCUUGGAUGAGCCUAUAACCAAGACAGAAAGUGCACCGAAGCUAAAAAAGGUUUCUCGAAGACAGUCAGACCCCAAGCAGGGAGCAGUAAGAUCAUCUAGUAGUGACAGGAUAAUCUCAAGCUCAUUUGAAGGCUAUUCUGAAAGACGUCAUCCUUCCACUAGUUCAGAUCCUGAUACUUUAGCAAACAGGGAGGAGAGCUCACCAUCUAGCUAUCCAUUUCAGCUGAUUUCUUUAUGCGAUGAAGACAUCAUUGACUUGAAAUGAAGACACUUUUAAAACCUUUCUUCCUUCACAUUUUCUUACAACUCUGUAAGCUCUAUGGCAGUGUCACAAACACUGCUUCUGGUGGUAAAAUGUGGCUGGAAGUACUAGUGAUAAAUCUUUAUAGAACUUGUGUCCUGGUUAGCACAGCCUGAUUUGGUGAUGCUUAUAUCUUUGACAUAGGUAUGUUUUCUCAGUUAAUGAAGCAUUACUUUUCGUGGCUUUCUAACACAAGGUAAUCAAUGAGAGAUUUAGGCUGAAACUGAAGUAAACAAAAAGUAUUACUUGUUCUAAGCUUCUUAAAAUUUGAUGUACCUAAAUGACAUGCAGCAAAGUUAAUUGCUGUUUCUACUAUCAUGAAUUGUUUUACAACAGUGUAUUUCAUGUGGGGAGAGGAAUUUUAUAAUAUAGAUCACAGCUUUUGGUUUUUCGGUCUUUAAAAAAACAAAACAACAACAAGAAGAAAAGGCUUGCAGGCGAGGUAAUUUCAAACAGUGUAGUCAGUCCCUAAAUUGAUGCAUCUGUGGUAUGCUCACUGAAGAAUCAGGUGAGAUAGGAAGAUGGUGCUUCCUUUGCUCAUUGUUUAGAGAAACUUGAAAGCUCUUUUGGCAUAAAGAAUCCCUGAACAGAGAAACUUUCUAUAGGAAACACAAACUUUCAGAAUAUUUCUUUAAAAUUGGAAAUUAAAAAACACAAAAAAACUCAUAAACAAACAAUCCCAAAAUGAAAACCCCAGUCCAUCUACUGGAAGACUCUUACUGUAGUUCAUCUGCAGAUUUUUCCAUUGCUGGCAGAAGAGCCAACCCCAAUUGUCUUCAAUUACAAAAAGAUUCUUAUGCAGGCCUCAGCAUUAGCUGUUGGCUGCGCUUGCACCAACAGUAAACGUCAUUAUUCCAGAUAGUUGUAUUUUUCUAACUGCGGACUGAAAUUUCAUUGCUAAUAAGCUAGUUUUCUAUGAUGAAAUAGUCAUCUUGUCUCUUGCUGUGUUAAAGGACAGGGGUUUAUAUUUAAAGUUUGAUAUUUUUUUUAACCCUUUCCUCUAGAACACAUUUGCAAGGAUUUAUUUUGGUUUUGGUUUUUUUUUAUGAAAGUCUGAUGCUUCCAGCCCUUCUGUAUAUGAUGUUUUUAGCUUUAUUAGCAAGUGUUUCUUGUUCUAUAUGUAGAAAUACUUCUGCAUCCUUGACUUUAUUUCAUAAUACCACUCAUACGUCGUGAUUUCACUUCUGCUCAAGCAUGAUCAUAUGCAGAUGCAUGCCUUUUGCUUUUGUAGAACUGGUUUUGCAAAGUGAUUUUUUUUCUGUUUAUUGUAUAUAAUGGCUGAAUUGCCUCACUGAAGAAAAUAUGCAAGGUCUUAUCUGGAAGCAUAAUUUCUUACUCUCAACUAGAGUGGCUAAUCAACAGAAGAAGCAAUAUUUUCAACAGUAAUUAGUCUAGGAGCAGAAUGCUAUUAUUACUGUAGUGGGUUACGCGCUCCUAGAUGUGUGGGGUGAACCUUAAUAAGCAUUUAAAAGGAAGUACCAGAUCAAAGUCUUUGCGAAAACUUGUGAUUAUUUGUUGAGGAUGUUGUUUCCAGAGAUUGUUACUUUACCGUAUCCUUAUUUAUUUGGACAGGUAAGGUUUAAAAAAAAUCAAUCCGAAAGUACCACGUGGUGCUUAUGUUCCUGGAAGUUGUAAACACUUCUGAAUCCACUUUUGGGGUCGCUGCUGGCACUUACAUAUUUUUAGAAAGCAAAAGAACCAGCUUUUUCCCUGAAAGCUUUCUCAAUGUAGUAUUUGGCUUGUGCCUAUUUUUGAAGAGUGUACCAGUGUGUUGCAAAACUGGGGCUUCAGUUAAAAUUUUAACUGGAAACUUUGCUUUACCCUGUUAGGAUAUUGGAUUUUAAAUAUACUGCAGAUGUUCACCUGUGCUAUUGUAGCAUGAUUUAAAAUGAUAAACCAUUGUUCGAUAGCAGUUGAAGCAAUAUAUGGAGAUUUUAAAACUUGUUUUGAAGAACCUGAGCAAACACAGGUAUCUAAAACUAGCCUUAGAGAUGGAGCAUGAGGGAAAACAAGAAGAAUGAGAAGAUCUCGACAGAAAGCUUGACUACUGGCUAUGAUGGUAGUCAUAACACAUAUGGCAUUUGCAUCAUAUCCUAAACAUGAUUAUAGAAGAAAGAGCUAUAAAGCAGGAGUUAUUUUCUUGAACCAGAAGUGCAGGAGUGGCUGUAAAGUAUUACCAUAAAUUAAGAGAGUGUUGGGGGGUGGGGAUUUGUGUGUGUGUGCACGUGCAUGAGAGAGAGAGAACCUUUGAAGGUCUGCCUGUAAUUACAGCAUUGAUGACAUCUAGCAAAUGAACUAUAAGGAGUACAGAUAUUGGAUUACUGAAGCUAGAAAAACCAGAUCAUACUAGCUUCAUGGUACAUAUCUGGAACGGGAUGUUGGUAUCAUUUGAAGAGGGAAGCCCAGCAACUGCAUCCCCACCCACCUCCCACCUGCUUUUAUGCUACAGCUUGGCUUAAUGGGUCAGGUACAAGCUGUUAAGCAGGUCACACUAGGAACUACCAGACCUUAACAGACUAUUACUCAUCUAGGACAGGAAGGAGCUGAAUCCUGCAAAAAAAUUAAAUGUCUUCAUUCUUAAUGUAUCCAGUAAGUGCCUUAACAAGGCUUUGACUUCUUGAGUUUUUGCUUCUGUACUUAAUCAGAGUGUCUUAGAGGGAUAAUAUCUAAUGUGGUGAAAGGAGAGAGGGAUACAACAUUCAGUUUGGUUUAUAGGACACCUAGAAAUGGUAGCUGAGGCUUGAGAGUCAUGUGUAUGUAGUUUACUACUACUUACUUACUGUAUGAGAGCAGCCCAGAAUAUAGGCAGAAGGCAGAGAACAUGGAAAUAAUACUCCAAUUUUAUUUCACACAAGCCACAAGAACCAAAUUCUGUGAAGAUCUUUAUCGCUUUUAUUGUAUCAAAAGACCAAAUACCAACACAAUCAUGUGAAAUUGCUGGUGUAACAGGAGAAACCUCUGUUGUACAAGGAUGUGGCUUCUUUGAGAUUUUAGUAGUCUGAUCAGACCACCGUGAUUUCUGUGUCUCUUAGUGUGAGGAUGACUAGCUUCUAGCCAUUGUUUCUCUCAGAAGAUCCUUACUGUUCAGACUGCUCAUUAAAAUCUAGAGGCAGUUGGUGGGACGGAUACAUAAGCUCUUGCGCAUCAUUUAUAAAAGGCAAAGUUCUUACACUCUCCUUCAUAAGACCGGUGUAAAAUGACAAGGCUUGUUGGAAGGCUGCUGUGGUGGCUAUAUUGUCAUUCACUCCAGCAUUGGAGCCAUGUUUGCCUUCUGUUUUUCCAGCAUGUGCAUGCAUAUACUCUCUAAAACUUAGUCUUAGGCACAAAUUGUAGCCAUGUCCAAUGUAAGCACAACCCUUUCUCCUUUCACAUGAGGUGUCAAAGCUGCCUGUAGGCUGCAUUCUUGAUGUUGGCUGACCAUCUCAUGGUUGGGAGAAAAGAUAAUCUUUGAAUCUACAACUAUGUGAGAUGGGUGUUGUUCCAAUAGGAAAACUGAAAAAAGUUGCUACAGAUGGAUGGAAGGAAUUGUUUCCAUGAAGGAAGAAUUGCUACCAGAUUGAACACUUGCUAUCAAGCUAAGUUUAACUGAAGGCCCAUUCUGGACUCUUGGCUAAGUUUCUGCAAGAAAUACUUUCUAUCCCAGUGUGCUGGAUUUGUUGGCAGCGGCAGGGCUCUUAACUCCUUCUGGCUAAAUGGUCUUGGUCACCACUUCAUCACUGUGCCUUAGUCUGACUAAAUUAUAGGAACGUCAUUUACUUUGGUGCAAGCAUUAGAUUAUACAGGCAGUUAAUUUAGAAUGUACUUGUGCCUUCUCACCAGCAUGGGUAAUGAUGCAUGGAAUCACGAAAUAGUUGAGGGUAGAAGGGACCACUGUGUUACCAUCUAGUCCAGCACACAUACCCAAGCACCACCAUUCAAAAUUCUGUUCAAAAUGGGUAUGCAACAUUUUGAGCUACUCGUCAUCUUUGUCCUGCAUUUGAAUUAAAGCAUGCAUGUAAACCACCACCACAGCUUUGAAGUGUGACUAGGACUCGAGAAUCCCAAGACACAUGAGCUAAGUUAAUUCUUUCUCACACACACACAAUAUGCAGCCCUUAAGGCUGAGGCUUUGAUAAGCCCUUCCCAAGGUCCCUAAAGCCCAGUUUGGGCUUUAGAAACCAUUGCAGACUAGGAGUAAUUUUUGUCCAGUUCCUUAUUCUAGUGGCAAUGCAGUACACAUUUUAUAUAAGUGUUUGAAAGUAACAAAACACUUCCUUCUAAUAGGAAACAAAGACCCACAUGUAAUUUGAAAGGGCUAUGGCUAUUCAUGGUAGCAAGAGAACUGCUCUCUAGGUUCAGUGAAUGCAUGCAUACAUUCAGUUUUCUGGUUUUACCAGAAAAGAAGUAAGGCCUGUUCUAGUUAUAGUCCUUUACUGGUUUGGGGGUGUGGCAAGGAUUGUUUGUUUUGGUUGGUUUGGUUUCUUGAGGCUGGAGGUGCAUGGGGGUUUUUUGUUGGUUUUUUGGUCAAGAUUUUUUUUUCAGGUUUUGGAGGGGUGGUUUGAUUGGUUGGUUGAGGGUUUUUUUGUUGGUUUGCUGUUGUUUUUCAAUGCGUAACAUAUGUGCAAGUAUGCACCUAGAAUGAAUAGCAGGUUUGCUGUCUGCCUUCAUGUGAUUAUUUCUAUAAAUGUGCAAGUAUUUCUGACUGAUAGAUUCAAACUGAAUUUUUUUAGUACUGUGACAGUCAACUGAAUAAAUAUUUAAACAGUAGGUAAGAGAGCAGGGAAUAGGUAACACUAUUGCCUAACUAGUUACAUAUGGUUGAGAUUGCUACUCCUGACAUGUAUUCUCUGCUGUUCUAUGUAUAGCUCGAACACCUUUUCCUAAAGGUGUGGGCCUAUAACUUGUGCUUGCAGAUGUGGUGGCUUUUCCGGAGCUGUUGGCUUAGUCUGCAUUUGAAAUACAUAACCCUUUCCAUUUGGAUUUGGUUUUCAAUAUAUAUACAUAUACAGGUAUAUAUACUUGUAAUUUCUACUGUAAAUGUUCAGGGAUUAAAAAUCCUGAGAUUAUAUGCACUGGAAUUUAAAGUAAUGGGAUCACAAAAGGCAGGGGAAGGAAAAAUCCCAUCAGCAAGUGGUAAGGUAUUUCAGAAUACUUUCUGUUGCCUUCCGUGUAUAAAAAUGAGUAUCAUGCUAUUUUCAUUGUUAACAAUUUGAUGUCAUGGUUCAUAUGCACAGUGCUUGCUAAUUCUGUUAAAGCACUGUUUUCUCAGAUACGCUUAAUCUGUUUUUGUGAAGGACUAAAUUAUACCCUGGGAACCUAAUACUAACAAUAUGGGAAGGCUCAAAGAGAUUAUGCAGCAAACAUCUGUACUUGCAUGCAGGUUAGAAAAUAUUUUUACUCCUUUUAGUUGAGCACAGCAACUUCACCAGCCUGUAUACUGCUUAGCUGCUUUACUUUGUUGCUGACCUGUAACUGACUGACUUCUGUUUGCUACUGGAAAUUGUGGUACUAGCACCUGACUUGAAGAGAAAAUUGAGAUUAUUUUCUGCAUAUUUAUUUGUAGCUCUAUUAGGUAUGUACCUGGUUGAAUGGAAAAUAUUAUGUAAAGGUCUAUGCAGAGUGUUAUCUAUCUGGAAUGUCAGUUUAAUUGUCUUCGAAUGGUAGCAGACUGCUUUGUAAUUUAAUAAUUGCAUAUUGUUAAGACUGUUGCUACAUUUGUGGUCAAAGACUCUUUACCACUGGUCUUAAGUGCUGAUGUAUUACCACUGUUUUUAAUGUCAUAUGAUAGCAUGUAUGGUUUGUGUUUUAGAUGUGACAUCCCAAUAGAAACAGUCCUAUCACAUCUGAAACUGUUUUAAGUGCUAUUUAUCACUUUUGUGAAGAAGAAACAUGGUUUAUUCUUUCACAUGUAAUAAACUAUAAAUUUGA
Messenger RNA from Corvus hawaiiensis (hawaiian crow), 9024 nucleotides. It is a transcript of the gene GARNL3, whose product is annotated as GTPase activating Rap/RanGAP domain like 3. Gene Ontology annotation, cellular component: cytoplasm. Gene Ontology annotation, molecular function: GTPase activator activity. Gene Ontology annotation, biological process: regulation of small GTPase mediated signal transduction; activation of GTPase activity. NCBI's taxonomy places the organism in Eukaryota, Metazoa, Chordata, Aves, Passeriformes, Corvidae. The coding region runs from base 97 to 3081 and encodes 994 amino acids. The record is from RefSeq and is a predicted model, not a curated record. The transcript is spliced from 29 exons.